CCCAUAAUAUCUUAGACGAGGUAAAUAAUGAAUAUAAGUGGAUAAAUGCCCAUCUUUAAAAGAGCCCAAGAGGAUGGACAAAAGACUCGACGUUGAACCGAGGUAGCAGGUGCCCCGUCGUAUCGUCCGCCGCCGACAUAAUUAUAUACCUUGAAAAGUUUAGCGGUACCCAACCUCAAUGUCGACAAAGGGUCUCCACCGAUUUACGCUGGAAAAAUUCUCUCUGUGCACCGGAGUCGAAUCUGAAAAGCACAUUCUCAGUGAUUCUUUUACAGUUGGUGGCCACCGGUUGGCAUUGGCCAUCUUUCCCGGUUUGGGUGUGAAUCGCGGCCAUAAUGGUGGUUGGGUCUUCUGCCUCGAUUUCCGCAUCCGGCUCCUGAGCAAAUGCCGUAAUGGGGUCCUCUGUUCCUUCCACAUAACGCUGCUCGACCAGAGUUCGGCCGGGAAAAAUGUCACACGAUCCUUUCCUUCCACGGUCGUUAUGCCCGACCAGUGCGCGGGCUAUCAUCACAUGAUGGCGAGUCACUCCCUCGACCGCUUGGGUUAUCUCCAGCACGACUGUCUGAAAUUCGAGUGCGAAAUCAAGAUUCACGAGUCGGCUGGCGGCAUUGCUCGUCCCGUGUGUGAUGUUGGUGUCGAUUUUCUUUCCAUGCUGGACACGGACGUGGGCUGUGACGUCAUUUUCAAUGUGAUGGGCAGGAGAUUCCCUGCGCACACUCCCGUGCUAAGAGCACGCUCCUCGGUUUUUGCAUCCAUACUUGACAACAAUCAUCAUCAUGGGGAAAUGGUUGUCACCAGCAUUGAGCCUCGGGUUUUUGAGUGUUUGCUGCACUUCAUAUACUCGGAUUCUCUGCCGGAGGAUGAGAAUCGGUUGUUGAUGGAUGGAUAUGCUUUUGGGCCGUCCGUUUCGGCCACUUUUGGAGCCAAAUUGCUUGCAGCUGCAGAUAAAUACGACCUCAAACGUCUCAAGAGUAUCUGUGAAGCUCAUCUGUGGAGGACCAUCUCUUUCGGACGAUUUUCAGAGAUUCUCAUACUAAGCCAACAAUGUAAUGCGUCUCAACUGAAAAAUCUAUGCUUUAAGUAUGCUUCGGAUAAUUAUGCUGAUCUUCUGGAGCUGGACAAUUUCAAAUGCCUUGAAAACAAGUGUCCCUUGCUGCUGAAGGAGAUGAAUAAUUAUACUCAAACAAGCAUCUAAUAAGUGAGAUUAAGGACAAGAGUCUUAUUAGGUUAUUUGUUUGAUUAGUGCAUGUCAUUUUGGGUUUUAGAGAGUAAAUUGGAAAACUAGUGUGAGGGAGGAACAAUGCGAAUAGCAUUUGAUUGGACCUUGUUACUAUAUAACAUUGCUGCUCUUUCUCGCUGUUUCAAACUUGUUUGCUCCUUCAAUUUUAUUUUUUUUUUCCUUUUAUUAUUAAUCCAAAGAUGUAGAAUUCCAAAUAUUUUGUAAUUUCUCUGUGGCCUACCAUCGUUCGAGGGA
Messenger RNA from Striga asiatica, 1474 nucleotides. NCBI's taxonomy places the organism in Eukaryota, Viridiplantae, Streptophyta, Magnoliopsida, Lamiales, Orobanchaceae. The record is from the annotation of a GenBank genome assembly.